This is a messenger RNA of Lutra lutra (Eurasian river otter), 5679 nucleotides long. Its product is annotated as zinc finger protein 470. The coding region runs from base 847 to 4995 and encodes 1382 amino acids. The record is from RefSeq and is a predicted model, not a curated record. Gene Ontology annotation, molecular function: DNA-binding transcription factor activity, RNA polymerase II-specific; RNA polymerase II cis-regulatory region sequence-specific DNA binding. Lineage: Eukaryota; Metazoa; Chordata; Mammalia; Carnivora; Mustelidae. The transcript has 10 exons. Gene Ontology annotation, biological process: regulation of transcription by RNA polymerase II.
GCGGGAACGGAUGACGGCGCGAGGCCGUGCUCCGGACAGCCUCCCGAGGGAGGCCAGCCCUGCGCACUCCCGCCGCCGCGAGCCGGGCGCCAGCCCCGUUGGGGCCGUGAGGCUGGAGGGGCGGACCGGGACUGAGUGCACAGCUUUCCAGGGCGAGGUCUCGGAACGCCUCCGGUUCUUGCCCGGUAGUCCUCUGCCGCCCCCACGUCCCUGCCGCCGGAGUGAGGACAGACGGCGGGCGGAAGCGCUCUGUGUCGCGCGGUGGUCGCAGCCGUGCCCCUCUUCGCUGUCGCGCUGAGGGACACCCGACGUCCCGGGAGCACACCACGGAGCGUGAGCUGCCUCGUUUGCACAGAGAGGACGUGAAGGGUGCAGAGGGCAGGUGACCGCCGGCGAGGAGGGAGCCAGGAUCCGCAUGCGGCACCGGCUGACGACUCUCACGUAGUCCCCGCUACCUCUGCUUGAGGUCAGUGUCCGGAACCAUCCGCGCAGUUGAAAACGUGACCCUCAGAGGGUAAACGACCUCGGGGUCGAGACCCCAACUCCCCCCCCGCCAGCAGGUUUCUGUUUCCCGAACUCCGACGGAAGAAACUUGGCUCAGAGUGGGCAGGGGCUCCUUGAAAACUAGUUUGUCACGAAGCAAAGUGGGUCCCUUGAUGGUUACUUUUGGUCCAGCGUCCGUAAGCCAUGGGGACCCCUCGUUGUAACAGGUAAUGCUUCCCUUCCGGGCGAGGCCGCUUUUCCCAGGUGUUGACAGUGGACGGUGGCUUUGAUAGAGGAGGUGCGCACGGCCUGCAACCCCGGAGCGGAGCCGCCCCGCUGUAGGGUGGUAAAGCCCUUUGCCUAAUGAGGAGCCGGGAAGAGGAGAAGGUGAUGGGCGUUGAACUCCUUAAAGCCACGCCCCUGGAUUCAGUGACUUUCACGGAUGUGGCCAUAGACUUCUCCCAAGAUGAAUGGGAACGGCUGAAUCUUGCCCAAAGGGCUUUAUACAAGAAAGUGAUGCUAGAGAACUACAGGAACCUGCUUUCAUUGGGUCUUUGCCUUUCUAAACCAGACGUAAUCUCCUUACUGGAGGAAGGUAGAGAGCCGUGGAUGAUGGAAGGGGAGAUGACAAGAGGCCUCUGCUCAGACUUGGAGUAUGUUUGGAUGACCAAGGAAUUAUCACCAAACCAGGGCAUUUAUGAAGAAAAAUUAUCCCAGGCAAUGAUAAUGGAAAGACUUCCAAGCUAUGACCUUAAAUGUCCCACAUUAGGGGUAAACUGGAAAUGUGAAGACCUAUUUAAGAGGGAGCUGGUAAGUCAGAAGACACACUUCAGUCAGGAGACAGUCAUUCAUACAGAUGCCCUUAUUGAGAGAAGAGACCAAUUUAACAAAUCUGGGACAGUUUUUCAUCUGAAGAGAUCAUCUUAUCUAAAGCAGGUAUUUCCCAUCAAAGAGAGAAUAUAUAAUUUUGAGACCGAUAAUAAAAGUUUAAAAACACAUUCGUUUGUGAAAAAACACAAGCAAGUCUACAGAGAAAAGAAACUUCUGAAAUGUAAUGACUGUGAGAAAACUUUCAGCAAAAUCUCAACCCUCACUCUUCAUCAAAGAAUUCAUACCGGAGAGAAACCCUAUGAAUGUACUGAAUGUGGGAAAGCCUUCAGCCAGAGUGCUCACCUCGCCCAACAUCAGAGAAUACAUACAGGAGAAAAACCCUUUGAAUGUACUGAAUGUGGGAAAGCCUUCAGUCAGAACGCUCAUCUUAUUCAACAUCAGAGAGUUCAUACUGGAGAGAAACCAUAUCAGUGUAAGCAGUGUAAUAAGGCCUUCAGCCAGCUUGCGCACCUUGCUCAACAUCAGAGAGUUCACACUGGAGAGAGACCCUAUGAAUGUAUUGAAUGUGGGAAGGCCUUUAGUGAUUGUUCAUCCCUAUCUCAUCAUCGAAGGAUUCACACUGGAAAAAGACCAUAUGAAUGUGUUGACUGUGGGAAGGCUUUCAGGCAGAAUGCUUCUCUUAUACGUCAUCGGCGGUAUUACCAUACUGGAGAGAAACCGUUCGAUUGCAUUGAUUGUGGGAAGGCUUUCACUGAUCACAUAGGCCUUAUUCAGCAUAAGAGAAUUCAUACUGGAGAGAGACCUUACAAAUGUCAUGUGUGUGGGAAGGCUUUUAGCCAUGGCUCGUCCCUGACCGUACAUCAGAGAAUUCAUACCGGAGAGAAACCUUAUGAGUGUAAUAUCUGUGAGAAGGCCUUUAGCCAUCGUGGCUCACUUACUCUUCAUCAGAGAGUUCAUACUGGGGAGAAACCCUACGAAUGUAAAGAAUGUGGGAAGGCUUUUCGGCAGAGUACACACCUUGCUCAUCAUCAGAGAAUUCAUACUGGAGAGAAACCUUAUGCAUGUAAGGAAUGCAGCAAAACUUUCAGCCAGAAUGCGCACCUUGCACAACAUCAGAAAAUACACACUGGAGAGAAACCUUAUGAAUGUAAGGAAUGUGGUAAGGCUUUCAGUCAGAUUGCACACCUUGUUCAACACCAGAGAGUUCACACUGGUGAGAAGCCUUAUGAAUGUAUUGAAUGUGGGAAGGCCUUUAGUGAUGGCUCCUAUCUUGUUCAACAUCAGAGACUCCACACUGGGAAAAGACCAUAUGUAUGUCUUGAUUGUGGAAAGGCAUUCCGACAGAGGGCGUCCCUGAUUUGUCACCAGAGGUGUCAUACAGGCGAGAAACCUUAUGACUGUAAUGUUUGUGGGAAAGCCUUUAGCCAUCGUAAAUCUCUUACUCUACAUCAAAGAAUUCAUACAGGAGAAAAACCUUAUGAGUGUAAGGAAUGUAGCAAAUCCUUCAGCCAGAUUGCCCAUCUUACACUUCAUAAGAGAAUUCAUACUGGAGAAAGGCCCUAUGAAUGUAAAGAAUGUGGGAAAGCCUUCAGGCAGAGUGUACAUCUUGUGCAUCAUCAGCGAAUUCAUGCUGGAGAGUCGUCCUCAAUUAUUCCCUCCUCCUCACCCCCAUACCACCAAGUCCUCCGGUGCGGCUGGGAGCUCCAGGAAAUGAGAGGGCGCGAUCGGGUCUCGGCUGCGUUCCGCUCCGCCCGGCCGGAGGCCCGAACGGAGGCGGCGGCGCGCGGGCCUCUGGGUAGUGUAGUCCGUCCGACAGCGCAGGCGCAGUGCGGCCGGGCGGGCCCCGCGGGCGCGGGUCAUUGUCCUGGCAGAGCCGCGCGGGUGAGUCCGGCAGCGGACGGGGCGGGGCCGGGCGGGGCCGGGCGGGGCGGGGCGGAAGGAGAGGGGGGCGGGGUCUCCCACCCGGGUGUCCCCGCGCGGACCGACCCUCGCCCGGCGGAGGGGGCGUGCGGGCCCAGUCCGCCCACUCCUGUCACCCUGGGCACUGGAGGGAUGGCCACCCAGCUGCUGACUGACGAGGCCCUGGAAUCAGUGACGUUCAGGGAUGUGACAGUGGACUUCACCCAGGAGGAGUGGCAGCAGCUGGAGCCUGCCCAGAAGGACCUAUACAGAGAUGUGAUGCUGGAGAACUACAGGAACCUGGUCUCUCUGGACUUGGAGACUAGACCUGAAAUGAAGGAGUCGGGGCCACAGGAGGACAGUGCGGAAGACAGACCGCCCGCUGGGGUGGUCGCGGAGGGACCCCCGAGACAUGGUGCUCACGGUCUGGCCUCUGACGGAGCAUGGACGCAGGGCGAGCGGGUGGAGAGGCAGCUGGGAAGCACGGGGGCCCGUCCGCAGCGGCCGGAGCUUUCCCAGGGGCUGCCCCCCGCGGGCCGGGAGUUUCAGGUCUUCACCCUGCAGAGCUCCGGGCCGGUCCCGCCACGGUCGGAGGGCCCGAGGGAAGAGGGGACCUGGGCACUGGCCGCACAUGGGAAGACCUUCUCCAGGGACCCGGCCGUCAGCCCGCCGACCCGACCGGACGUGGACAGGAGGUCCUACGGCUGCAGCGCGUGCGGCAAGGCCUUCAGCCGGAGCUCGUCGCUGAUGAAGCACCAGCGCAUCCACACGGGCGAGAAGCCCUUCGAGUGUGACGCGUGUGGGAAGCAUUUCAUCGAGCGCUCGUCCCUCACCAUCCACCAGCGCGUGCAUACCGGGGAGAAGCCGUUCGCGUGCGGCGACUGCGGCAAGGCCUUCAGCCAGCGCAUGAACCUCGUCGUGCACCAGCGCACACACACGGGCGAGAAGCCCUACGUGUGCGCCGCGUGUGGGAAGGCCUUCCGCAAGACGUCCUCGCUGGCGCAGCACGAGCGCGUGCACACCGGGGAGAGGCCGUAUGCGUGCGGCGACUGCGGCAAGGCCUUCAGCCAGAACAUGCACCUCCUCGUGCACCAGCGCACGCACACGGGCGAGAAGCCCUACGUGUGCGACGCAUGCGGCCGCGCCUUCAGCCAGAACAUGCACCUGACCGAGCACCGGCGCACGCACACGGGCGAGCGGCCGUACGCGUGCAAGGAGUGUGGCAAGGCCUUCAACAAGAGCUCGUCCCUCACGCUGCACCGGCGCCGCCACACGGGCGAGCGGCCGUACGCGUGCGGCGAGUGUGGCAAGGCCUUCAGCCAGAGCUCCUACCUGAUCCAGCACCAGCGCUUCCACAUCGGCGUGAAGCCCUUCGAGUGCAGCGCGUGCGGCAAGGCCUUCAGCAAGAACUCGGCGCUCACGCAGCACCGGCGCGUGCAUACCGGCGAGAAGCCCUACGCCUGCGCCGUCUGCAGCAAGCACUUCACGGGCCGCUCGUCGCUGCUCGUGCACCAGAUGGGCCACACGGGCGAGAAGCCGUUCGCGUGCGGCGAGUGCGGCAAGGCCUUCAGCCAGAGCGCCUACCUCAUCGAGCACCAGCGCAUCCACACCGGCGAGAAGCCGUACCGGUGCGGCCAGUGCGGCAAGGCCUUCAUCAAGAACUCCUCGCUCACGGUGCACCAGCGCAUCCACACGGGCGAGAAGCCGUACCGGUGCGGCGAGUGCGGCAAGGCCUUCAGCCGCAACACCAACCUCACGCGCCACCUGAGGAUUCACACCUAGGGGGCGGCCUGGGGGGACACCUUGUCCCGGGGCUUCCCUUCAGGGGCCUCCAAGUCCACUGCAGGGCGGGUGGGAUCCAUCAGACCCGCUGGCAGUGCGACAAGUCCUACAGGUCGCCCACCGCUGGCACCCUGGCUGAGAGGAGUCCCACCCCACCCGGGCCUUGCGACUGGGGCCUCGUGGACGGCUCCCUCCCCACUGGGCACCUGCAUGCCCACAGCAGGAAGGGAGUCCCUCUGGGUCUGACGCACUGGGGGCCAUGGUCAGGGCCGUUGCUAUGGCUGGAAACUCCCAGGAGCUCCAGGAACCCGGCAUCAGGGUUCCAGGCCGUAGGAAUGACAUAUAAGGGCCGGGACGAGGCAUUUGGUGUCUCUGGGAGACACUCAGUAGGAAAGCAGGAGGGGCGGGGGGAAAUGGACUCGAUAAGUGAAUGUGGGGACAUUUCUGGACCCUAGAUCUGGUCCAGGUGUCAGGUUGUCAUCCUCCAUGAAGUCCCUCCUGGGGUGGAAGCCAGAGGGCCCCUCCCUCCACCCGUCCCUGAGCCACCAUGCUAGAGAUGCUGGCAAGCUGUCAGUGGGCGGAAAAGGUGGUUUUCAGAGUCCGCGAAUAACAGUAAGUAAGCACUUUGGAUGCCAAAGUUUCUCAGUCUGUUAAAUUUUUUUUAAAUAAAACUUUUAAUUAAGA